ACAGUGAAAUGAGAGUAGAAAUGAAUGUAAACAUAUGUAGAGUAUGAAUAAACAGUGAAUGAAUUCACGAGGGACUUGUUUGACAGCGCACUCGUGUUUGAUCACGCGCACUAACGUACGUAAUCUAUGUCACGUGUAGAGUUGUUUAAAAUUUGUCCUGAAGAAAACAUCAAUAAGCGCUGAAACUGGCAUUGGUUGCUAGUAUGUUUGAAAAUGCUACACGCUCCUCCUCCUGGGUUCGUUGGAUAAGUCCGAGGGAACGAGGUGGGCGGAUGCAAUUUAUACAAACACCUAGAAUUUUUAAGUGGAUUUCGCUUUACUAAAUAACACAGUUACUCAAUCACAUAAAAAAUAAACAAUAUAACGUAAAAACGUGUUCAUAUAUAAUGGGUGAUUUUAAUGCUUCUGCUUUGGUAAUAAAUACUUUCAACAGCGAUCCACCGGGCGGAGCCGCUACUUUGAAACAAACGCUCCCUAGCAACAGCAUCCUUAGCGACUUUCUGAUUGGUCCGCCGGCUCAAAUUCCAGCCAAUGACGCCGAGGCGCAGCAGAUUUGGAUCCGCAGCAGAAACACUUUUUGUUUGAGGUCUCGGAUGCGAAGGAAGACAGUAAACCUGGACUAUUUACAACAAUUAAACAAGCUAUUUUCGUCGUUUGUCGUCCACUGAGUCAAACCAGCAGGAACCGUACAACACGCAGACCACAGGGCAGCCGCUGCAGAGUUUGUUUUCAGGGAAUAAAGGAGCCAGCCAUGCCUGUACCGAGGGGAAAGAAACCCACAGCGAUCGGUGGGAGCAAGAUACCCAAGCUGACCGCAGCAGCCACCGAGAACCAGGAGGAAGGCCCGCAGGUGAAGAGGUCCUCCUCCCCCCCUCACGGAGCCCCCAAGAAGAGGACAGCUUUUAUUGACAUCACUAAUGCUCAUAAAGUCCAGAUCAGCCUUCCAGGGAGGAAGAAGGCAACGGCGAACAAGCAGGCGAAGAAAACAAGCAGCGCCUCAGUGCCGGCGCAGAAUCAGGCCAACCUGAAAAAGUCCUCGUCUGUGAGCUCAGAGGGGACGACCGCCGAGAAGGAAAAGGCUGCUGUCGAGGAGGCGCAGAAGGAUGUAGCAGCUCCAACAGAAGAGCUGGUGGCUGCUGCGCCCCCUGCUGCCCGUGAAGUGCCUGCACACCUGCAGAAACAAGCUAUCCCAGAGGAGUUUGACAUCGACUCUGAGAACUCUGACGACUGUUACAUGUGUCCGGAGUACGCGAAGGACAUCUUUGACUACCUCAAACAGAGAGAGGAGAAGUUCGUCCUCUGUGACUACAUGCCCAAGCAGCCCAGCCUCAACCCCGAGAUGAGGGCGAUCCUGAUCGAUUGGCUGGUUGAAGUGCAGGAGAACUUUGAGCUGAACCACGAGACCCUGUACCUGGCUGUCAAGAUGACAGAUCACUACCUGUCCCUGACCCCGGUCCACAGGGAGAUGCUGCAGCUCGUCGGCUCCACCGCCAUGCUUAUCGCCUCCAAGUUUGAGGAGCGCAGUCCCCCUUGUGUCGACGACUUCCUCUACAUUUGCGAUGACGCAUACAAGAGGGAGGAGCUCAUCUCCAUGGAGACCAGCAUCCUGCAGACGCUGUCCUUCGACAUCAACAUCCCCACCGCCUAUCGCUUCCUCAGACGCUAUGCCAAGUGUGUGAGUGCCGGCAUGGACACGCUGACUCUGGCCCGGUACUACUGCGAGAUGAGUCUCAUGGAGAUGGAGAUGGUGUCGGAGAGAGGCUCGCUGCUGGCGUCCGCCUGCCUGCUGAUGGCGCUGGUCACCAAAGACCUGGGAGGAUGGCGUCCCAUCCUUCAGUUCCACUCGGGCUACCAGGUGUCAGAUUUAGCGCCGCUCGUCAGAAAACUCUACCUGAUGCUUUUAGCUCCUCCCGACGACAAACUGACAGCCAUCAGGAACAAAUACUCACACAGGGUGUUUUCUGAGGUCGCGUGCCUGCCGUUGGUCAACAUUGACGUUUUGGAGAAAGCUUUAUCUCAGUGAGAUAAAGAUAAAAAAAAUAAUAAUAAAAUCCUGCCAGGAUAAUAUUUAAAAAGUUCCCUCAAACCUGUAUAUAAUCUGUUAAUAAGUUGAUUAUUUAUACACGUAGUCUGUCUUUUAUAUGAUAUUGGAAAUAAGUCUUUAAUUCCAGUUUGUGAUGGAAAACAGUUUUGAUGUCGGCAUUUAUUAAGAGGUCUGCCAGUUUAUUAUGUUAAGGUUGCUGAUAAUGACUUAUUUUAGUGUUACACUUUUUUUUGCAUCUAUUUUAUAACUUUUUAUUAGAGGAUAAAAAGAGAAAAGCUGAAUUCAUUAGUAAUUUGUAAGCCCCCUGUGCAUGUGUGUGUGUGUGUGUGUGUGUGGAUUAUUUUAAAAAGUGUAUGUUUGAAAGUAAUAGUGAGAUGUGAGGUUAGUGCUUAGUUUUACUAAUGAAUUAUGCAGUGGGAACAGGUUUUAUAGGUUGUCAUAUAUUGCUGACGUUAGCCGGUAUGCAUGUAUGUGUUUUCACAUGUUGUACAGUGUUUAUCAUGUUAAUAUUAUGCUAAUUAUUGUAUAAAAGACGAUUGGAUGACGCUGUGCUAUUUCUAAAUGGCUGUCGUGCAUACUCUUAAAAUAAAGAUGUUUGUGUUUUUUUUUC
This is a messenger RNA of Chelmon rostratus (copperband butterflyfish), 2654 nucleotides long. It is a transcript of the gene ccnb3, whose product is annotated as cyclin B3. Gene Ontology annotation, molecular function: cyclin-dependent protein serine/threonine kinase regulator activity. The record is from RefSeq and is a predicted model, not a curated record. Gene Ontology annotation, cellular component: nucleus; cyclin-dependent protein kinase holoenzyme complex; centrosome. Bases 752 to 2023 code for a protein of 423 amino acids. Lineage: Eukaryota; Metazoa; Chordata; Actinopteri; Chaetodontiformes; Chaetodontidae. Gene Ontology annotation, biological process: mitotic cell cycle phase transition; regulation of cyclin-dependent protein serine/threonine kinase activity. The transcript is spliced from 12 exons.